AUGUGCCAAAUCAACAAGCAAAUUCGAGAGGAGUUCUUUCAGGAGUAUCUCCCGAUGAUUCCCUGGAGCGUCGAAAAGUCACGCGAAGGCUUGGCAGCCUUCCGUUCCUGGGUCAAGCUCCUGGGUCCUUACGCCUGCCACCUGCGGCGUUUCAAGUUGACCUGUGGUAGAGGCUGCGCUUUCAAAGUCAGUCUCGUCCCUGGAGAGCAGUGUGGAUAUGCGCACCACUGCGAAUACAUGUCGCUCCUACUCCAGGAUCCGGAUGGAGAGUUCGACUACCUGGAUCCUGACUGGGCCACUGACUACAUCGAGAACCAAGUUGUCACCCCCCUGGUCAAGAGGAUUGAGCAAGGCACCCUGCGGGGCAAAGAUGUGGUCGCCGCUUUGGACUGGAUCUUCGUGGAUGUUCCUAUUCUAUUCGAUCUCUGUUGGUACGACUACGAGGAGUGA
Messenger RNA from Lasiodiplodia theobromae, 450 nucleotides. RefSeq lists its product as uncharacterized. The coding region runs from base 1 to 450 and encodes 149 amino acids. The transcript has a single exon. The record is from RefSeq and is a predicted model, not a curated record. NCBI's taxonomy places the organism in Eukaryota, Fungi, Ascomycota, Dothideomycetes, Botryosphaeriales, Botryosphaeriaceae.